CAGCACACAGAUCCUCAUCGAAAUGAAAUUCCUCGUCCUGGCUCUGGCUUUGGUUGGCUGCGUGGCCGCCGAUGCAGGCUACAACUAUGCCGCACCCGCACCUGCUCCUGUGAGGUCGUAUGCGGCCCCUCAGGUCCAGCAACAUUUUGCCGCCUCCGCUCCGGCUCCAGUGUUCCAGGCUGCUGCUGCAUCUGCUCCAGCCCCAUCUAGAAGCUACGUGCCUCCUGCACCUGCCGCCUCCGCACCAGUCCAGACCAUCGCCCCGGCUCCUGGUCCAGUUCCAGUUGCCGCUCCUGCACCCGCUCCUGUCUUCCAGCCUGCUGCCUCUGCGCCAGCUCCAGCCCGCAGCUAUGUGCCGCCAGCAGCAAUUGCUGCCCCCGUUCCAGUGCACCACGCUGCUGCCUCCGCUCCCGUCCAGUCAUUCGCUGCCCCUGCCCCUGCGCCCGCUCCCGUGCAGUCCUUUGCCCCUGCCCCAUCCUUCCAGGCUCCUGAGCCAGCACCAGCCUUCGAGGCCGCCGCCUCUGCCCCAGCUCCAGCUCGCUCCGGCUACGACUACAGCCAGCCCCAGUCCAGCCAGGGCUACAGAUACAGGACCGUGCGUCGUCGCGUCCUGAGGCACCGUGCUUAA
Messenger RNA from Drosophila obscura, 628 nucleotides. RefSeq names its product skin secretory protein xP2. The record is from RefSeq and is a predicted model, not a curated record. The coding region runs from base 23 to 628 and encodes 201 amino acids. NCBI's taxonomy places the organism in Eukaryota, Metazoa, Arthropoda, Insecta, Diptera, Drosophilidae. The transcript is spliced from 2 exons.